GUGUGCCAGUCAACUGCUGGUUUUAUCGUACCGUUUCAUUCUUCAUGAGGCGUUGCUUGUGUGGCAGGCACAAUCUCCCCUAAGGCUGGAGCAUGGAGGACUAUGAUGAGGGGAUAGCCUUCCUUGGCAACUGGGGCAGAUUUCAGCAGAUGAUCUUUUUCCUGCUCUGCGCCACAGCUGUGCCCAACGGAUUCAAUUCUCUGUCCAUCGUAUUCCUGGGAGACAGCCCAGCCCAUCACUGUCUGAUCCCAGAGGGACUUAACAUCACGGAGGAGUGGAGAAAGGCCAGCAUUCCCACACAGGUAGUGAACGGGGAGACGGAGUACAGCAGGUGCAGGAGAUACAGGCUGGACCUGAUCUCAAACUUCUCAGCCCUGGGCCUGUCCCCCAGUAAGGAUGUCAACCUCUCUCAAGUGCCACUCGAGGGCUGCUCUGAUGGAUGGACCUACAGUAAGGAGAUCUACCAGUCAACCAUAGUCACUGAGUUUGACCUCGUUUGCGACAAUGAGUGGAAACAGCCCUUUACUACCUCCAUUUACUGCUUUGGUGUGCUGUCUGGGUCUUUCUUCUCUGGACAACUUUCAGACAGGUUUGGGAGAAAGCCUAUCCUUUUCGUUACCAUGGCGAUUCAGACGGUCUUCACCUUCAUUCAGGCUUUCUCUCCAUCAUGGGAGGUGUUCUCUGUGCUCUUCUUUUUGGUGGGACUGGGACAGAUCUCAAACUAUGUCGCUGCAUUCGUAAUGGGAUCGGAGAUCCUGACAGGGACUCCACGGUUUAUUUACGGAUCCCUGGGAAUCUGUGGCUCCUUUGCCCUUGGCUACAUGAUGUUGCCGCUCUUUGCCUACUUCUGCAGGGAUUGGAGGACACUCCUGGUUGCCAUGUCUGUUCCCAGCAUUCUCUACAUCCCCCUUUGGUGGUUCAUCCAGGAGUCCCCCCGAUGGCUUCUCUCUCAGGGCCGGGUGAAGGAGGCAGAGGCCAUUUUGAGAGGCGCCGCCAAGAUGAACAGAGUCACAGUCCCGGAGGUCAUCUUCCCCCAAACAGAGGGUGAACAGAAACAAUGUAAAAAAGAGGAAUUCCAUGGCUUUCUUGAGCUCCUGAAGACCAGCAACAUCCGGCACAUCACGCUAAUAUUGUGUCUGGUGUGGUUAACUCUAAAUAUAGGUUAUUUCGGCCUGUCCCUCAACACAGCUAAACUACAUGGAAACCCUUAUCUCAACUGUUUCAUCUCUGCCUGCACUGAGAUCCCAGCUUAUACCGCCACCUGGCUGUCCCUACAAUAUUUACCCAGAAGGCCGUGCGCUACCAUCAGCAUGCUGCUAGGAGGCGGACUUCUUUUCUUCAUUCUGCUUGUACCUCCAGGUCUGACCCCCCUGGCCAUUUCACUGGAAAUGAUUGGGAAAUUUUUCCUGUCCAGUGCAUCUGCCUUGGCGUAUUCUUACACGGGAGAGCUGUACCCCACCGGAAUCAGAAACACCGCAAUUGGGACCUGCAGCACAGCCUCUCGAGUGGGAACCUCCAUUGCUCCAUACUUAAUCCACCUGGGUUCAUAUGACAAGAAUUUGCCUUACAUUCUGCUGGGAAGCCUCACCAUUAUAGCUGGGAUCAGCGCUCUCUUUCUGCCAGAGACCUUUGGGCUCCCCCUGCCGGACACCACGGAUCAGAUGCCAAAGAUAAAGAGGAUAAAAUGGCAGCGUCUAUCCAGUGGACAGAAGCAUCAACCAAAGAAAGGCAGGACUCAUCCAGGAAAAAUCCUUGAGACAUGGAUGUAGUCACCAGAACUACCUUUCCAUGACUGAUUAUGUAUUCCGUUAAAGUUCACACACUUAACGAUUAUCGAUUAUGCAAUCAAUUUCUCUGCCUCUAACGUGCAAGCGUAAACUGAGGCGCAAGCGAAACUUAAAAGUACAGCCAGGGUGGGCGCUGCCGCCUCACAGCAAGGAGGUCCUGGGUUCGAAUCCCCGUCGGCCGGGGCCUCUCUGUGCGGAGUUUGCAUGUUCUCCCCGUGUCGCGUGGGUUUCCUCCGGGU
This is a messenger RNA of Conger conger (European conger), 2026 nucleotides long. RefSeq names its product organic cation/carnitine transporter 2-like. NCBI's taxonomy places the organism in Eukaryota, Metazoa, Chordata, Actinopteri, Anguilliformes, Congridae. Gene Ontology annotation, molecular function: transmembrane transporter activity. Gene Ontology annotation, cellular component: membrane. Bases 93 to 1769 code for a protein of 558 amino acids. The transcript has 11 exons. Gene Ontology annotation, biological process: transmembrane transport. The record is from RefSeq and is a predicted model, not a curated record.